Exaiptasia diaphana is the source of this 1076-nucleotide messenger RNA. Its product is annotated as dynactin subunit 5. The transcript is spliced from 6 exons. The record is from RefSeq and is a predicted model, not a curated record. NCBI's taxonomy places the organism in Eukaryota, Metazoa, Cnidaria, Anthozoa, Actiniaria, Aiptasiidae. Bases 112 to 666 code for a protein of 184 amino acids.
UGGAGGCCUGGGAUAAAACAGCCAAAUCCGCCAUAUUGAAACAAAACAAAAUAUYAUGGCUAAACAGAACRGUUGAUUAACAAUCUUUACUCUUUGGAAAAACCUUCAAAUAUGGAACAACAAGAUAUAAUUUACACCAAGGCAGAUUACAUCUUAACGGCAUCAGGGAACAAGGUCAGUCGGCAAUCCGUACUCUGUGGAAGUCAAAAUAUCGUCUUAAAUGGGAAGACUAUCAUUCAAUCAGAUUGCAUUAUUCGUGGUGACUUGGCGAAUGUGAGGAUUGGUCGGCAAUGUGUUAUUAGUAAAAGGACUGUCAUUCGUCCACCAUUUAAAAAGUUCAGCAAAGGAGUUGCAUUUUUCCCACUUCAUAUUGGUGAUCAUGUGAUGAUAGAAGAGGAUUGUGUCGUGAAUGCAGCUCAAGUCGGUUCUUAUGUUCACAUUGGAAAGAACUGUGUCAUAGGUCGUCGUAGUGUUUUGAAAGACUGCUGUGCUAUUGCAGACAAUACAGUGCUUCCUCCUGAAACUGUUGUUCCGCCUUUUACACUUUAUUCUGGAUCACCAGGUAAAUUCACAGCAGAGCUACCAGAAUGUAUGCAAGAAAUAAUGACAGACUACACUAAGAACUAUUACCAGCACUUUGUCUCUAAAGAAGAAAAGUCAAGCUAACUCAUAGCAUAUCUUAGGCUCAAUCUUCAUUACUAUAUUAUCAAAUUGAUAAUACAUUUACUGAAAAAUGUUUUCAUGGCUGUAUUUAAACAUAUUUCAACUAUCAUCUAGAUUAUAGUGCUUCUGUGGCACAUAAGGCCUCAACAGAAGUUCAACUAUUAGCAUAAUUUUUAAUUUAGUUUCCUCCAGGAAGUGUGAUCAUGUAAUAAAAUGGUAAAGAGGGAAAGUUAGUAUAUGUUAUUAGGAGAAAGAGAGAAGGAAAAUAAAUGAAAUUAGACAGGAAAAUAAUUAAGUGACUGUGAUAGUUUGGUGAGCUGAYGGCUUGAGACCUGCAGUGCUUAUGUACCUCCAACAUUUCAUUGUUGCUGAAUCAUUUUAAACAAAGAAGUGAUUUAAGGGAUAUGAUUGAA